GGCUAACUGCGCAUGUUCACAUCGUACUUUGUCCACGUGACGUGUCACCUGACGAAUACAACAAGGGAGGAAGUGCAGCCGCUCUCACGUUCGAGUCAUUCGGAAAAAAAAUAAGCAAUGCAGUGUUUAUGUAAAAUAGAAUCCAGUUUAAUGAAGUUGUGGCUCGUCUGUUUGUCUCUUUUCAUAAACCAUGGCUUUGCAGGGAAAAUGAAAAUAGUCGAGGAGCCAAACACAUUUGGGUUGAACAAUCAUUUUCUGUCUCAGGGAAGCAGACUACAGCCCAAAGUGACCCCAUCUUCAGUGUCUGGCCCAGUGCAUCUUCAUCAGCUUGCUGGAAAGUGUUUCAGUCUCACAGAAUCCACGUAUAAAUAUGAAUUCUGUCCAUUUCACAACAUCACCCAGCAUGAGCAGUCGUUCAGGUGGAAUGCCUACAGUGGGAUCCUGGGGAUCUGGCAGGAGUGGGAAAUAGAAAACAACACUUUCACAGGGAUGUGGAUGAGAGACGGGGAUACUUGUGGAACCAGAAAAAGAGAAACAAAGGCGAUUUUGGUCUGCGGCGUGAGCAGCAAGCUUGUUCAAGUGUCAGAGCCCAGCACUUGUGUUUACUCGCUGACCUUUGAGACGCCACUUGUUUGCCACCCGCAUUCUCUUUUAGUGUACCCAACACUGACUGAGAAACUGCAAGGGGUAUGGGAUGAAGCGGAGCAGGCACGUUAUGAAGCUCUUGUUACGGAACAGGGUUACAGCAAUCUCUUGCGGGACAUUUUUGAAGACGCCGGUCUCCUGAAGAGCCAAAAAGUGAAGGUCAAACUACCAGAAGAUGUAGACGAUGCAGUGAAGCAGGUCUCCGUACAAAAAUGCACUGAGGACCUCCAAAAGCAGAGGGAAGAGGUUGAGAGACUGCGUGCGCUCCUCACUCAACACAAUAUUCCGUAUACUCCGUAUUUUGAGUCAAAACAGAAUGAAGCAAAAGUUGAUGCAGUGGUUGUGAAAGAUGAGAAUCAACACCUGCGAGGAGACACGGGACUUCUUGACCCGCAGUGAAAGUCACCUGAAAUCGAGCCAAGCAACGGAGACUGGCAACACCGGACCGGACACUGUUCCCGUCACUGGUGACAACACUAAAUGUGCAUUGAAGAACUGACCGUGUGGAAAAAUGAACUUGGAUUUUGAACUAAUUUUAGAGAAGUUAGCUGGUGCUCUCUCUCUCUCUCUCACACUAUUAGCAUAGCAACAGUGGGUACAUCAGCUACAUCUACUGUUUUUCCAUGUGCAAACCAACAGGCAAAAGCAGUGGAGGAUAGUUUCUUUAUAUGUACGGAUUCAUACAGAGACAGAAACAUAUUUAAAAAAGGUCAGUCGUGCUGUAUUUUCAUGCAAAUAUAAAUCUGUAAUUGACAUAUUUAACAUAAAUGUGGAUUUGUCUCUUUGUGUUUAUACCUCGCCUGGGUAAGAACAGUUAUUCUCAGUGUUUUCACUCACGCUGGAGCCUCAACAAGCUCAAACAUGACUCGAGUACAAACAUUCCUAAGACUUUUUUUCCUCUCCAAAGGUUUCUCUUUUUCUUUUUCUUUGGUCUGGAUGUUUAUGUCUCUCGUCGCCAUGAACGUUGACUUAAUUCUUAACAUUUUGGGCUAAUAGUCAUCUUCUGUCCCUACUGUCCCUAAACUACUAUUCGAUGGGGAUCAUUUAAAGAAAAACAAAAACUACAUGAAGCAACAGUUUGUCAAAAGAUGAGAUCUGGUUAAAUGUUUAGUCCACAGAUGAUCAGAGUUUGGUCUCUCUGUUUAUUAUGUGAUGCCCUCCUGUUGUACUUGAUGGUCAGGACAGCAGCUGGAUAACUUCUCUGGCUCUGUGCGCCCUCUGCUGGACGACUGCAUCAUCUGGUGUGUGUCCUGACUCCUCAACCAGAGCCAAGGCCUUCUGCACUGAAGUGUCCUUCGCCGUGCCACGAAGACCCUCCAGGUACUGAAGCAGCACGGAGAAAUUAUCGUCUGAAAUCUGAAAAGUAUUUCGAUUAAAUUCAGCCAUCAAGUAAGUAUUUUUUUUAAGAGAGUAAAAUGUAACCUAAGUUAAAAAGUAUGAACUGAUGGAGUUUAAUUUUACCUUCUGAGAGUCGAACAUGUGCUGCAGUAACCACGUCUGCCUGGUCUUCUGGAACUUCCACGCGGUACGGUUCUCAGCCCAGCUAGAAAACACAGAAACAAGUGUGGGUCGUUGGUAUAAUUCAGAAGUUUAUUGUGGUGAAAAACAAAGAUGUGUGUAUCAGUGUUGUAGUCAAAGCACUAGUCGACGACAUGAGGUUUCAAUAAAAACAAGAAAGAACGUCUUCCCACAAUGCAACGCGGGCAUUUUUUAACAAACCCUGGUCUAUUAAAGUCUGUAACACUGGCUCUCUGUAAUAAAUGUACCUGAGUUAUCUCA
Solea solea (common sole) is the source of this 2424-nucleotide messenger RNA. RefSeq names its product N-acetylglucosamine-1-phosphate transferase subunit gamma (gene gnptg). Gene Ontology annotation, cellular component: Golgi apparatus. The transcript has 11 exons. NCBI's taxonomy places the organism in Eukaryota, Metazoa, Chordata, Actinopteri, Pleuronectiformes, Soleidae. Bases 118 to 1044 code for a protein of 308 amino acids. The record is from RefSeq and is a predicted model, not a curated record.